CUAGCUCUGCUCAUAUCGCUCUACUCAGUAGUUUUGCGGUUUACAGCGGUUUUUAACCGCUUGACUCAUUUGAGGUUAUAACAAAGAUUAUAACAAAAAGUGUAAUAAAUUAGUAUAGGUACAUUAAGAAAUAAAGUAAAACGAAUACAAAUGGCCACUCUUGUUAGUUUUUCGAAUAAUUAAAACCGUGAAAUAUUACAAAAUCGUAUACCUACUUUGUAACAGGGUAGAUGCGCAUGCGUGUGGGGUAACCGCAAAAAGAAACCGCUAGGUAGUUGGUCAGAAUUGCUUUUUCUUUUCCUUGUUCAGUAUUCAGUCGAUCGUUGCGAAGUAUAGUCGUGUUGUGUUCUCGUUUAAUUAAAAUUAUCAAAUUAUGUCGUCAAGCGAGUCUGAAUCAGUAUCAAAUGCAGAGUACGAGUGUUUAUCACAAAAAAUUAUAAUGGAAGUGCAAAAAAGGCCGCCAUUAUACGAAAAGUUACGUUCUCAAGGUGAAAGGAAUUUAAAAAAUAUGCUUUGGGAGGAAGUCUAUCAAAACCUUGUAAAUAAUUGGACGAAACUAUCGGAAGAGGAGAAGCAAAGGAAAGGUGCGAUAAUACAAAAGAAAUGGAAGAAUAUACGUGACUGUUUUGCUAAAGAGUUAGCAAUGCGACGCCGGAAAUCUAGCCACGGCGUUAUAAAGAAGAAAAAAUACAUUCAUUACGAUUCCCUACAGUUUUUGAUACCGUCUUUACAGAAGAGGGAACGUAGAAACAGCAGAAAUAUUGAUUUGACGUCACAAAACAGUACUGAUGUUGAAUUAUGUCAAGAUAUUUCUCAAACGAACGGGAAUACAAUAUCACCGUGUAAAAAUACAUCUAAAAAACAAACGAAUGUUGAAGAAAAUAGUGAAUACGACGAAGACGUAAACUUCUCGAAAAUGCUCGUCCCAAUGCUACGGAAACUUAAUGAUGACCAGAAACAUUAUGCCAAGAUAGAAAUCUUGAAUAUUUUGCAUAAAGCCAAAUCUUUUAACCCGUUAGAGCCGAACAGUUAUGUGCAGCUUGAGUGGACUGGCUCUAUCGCAGAAGUACCAAUCAAUGUAAAACAAGAAACGUCGAAGUAAUAUUAUUGUUUCAUAUUUAAAAUAUAUCGUGGCAGGCAGGCUCAAAAGGAGAUGGCGGGACGAACUAGAUAUCUAU
This is a messenger RNA of Spodoptera litura, 1178 nucleotides long. RefSeq lists its product as uncharacterized. The record is from RefSeq and is a predicted model, not a curated record. Gene Ontology annotation, biological process: regulation of transcription by RNA polymerase II. Lineage: Eukaryota; Metazoa; Arthropoda; Insecta; Lepidoptera; Noctuidae. Gene Ontology annotation, cellular component: nucleus; transcription regulator complex. Gene Ontology annotation, molecular function: DNA binding.